Messenger RNA from Hypoxylon fragiforme, 1469 nucleotides. RefSeq names its product Cut8-domain-containing protein. Gene Ontology annotation, biological process: nuclear protein quality control by the ubiquitin-proteasome system; proteasome localization. Lineage: Eukaryota; Fungi; Ascomycota; Sordariomycetes; Xylariales; Hypoxylaceae. Bases 368 to 1294 code for a protein of 308 amino acids. The transcript has 2 exons. The record is from RefSeq and is a predicted model, not a curated record. Gene Ontology annotation, cellular component: nucleus.
UAACCAGCUAACCAGACCUAGCUGCCUACAUGCAGUAACAUUCUUUCUCCCCAUCGAUCCCUUCAUUUCUUCCACUUUCAACUCAAUUUUAUUUAAUUUCUUCCUCUUUCCCCUUCUUCAUCCCCACCCAACGUCGGGCUCUAUCGGCCUACCAACCAAUUUCCAUCCUCGACAACCACCAUACUAAGACCCUCGCACCCGAAACACCAAGAACGCAAAGACAUAUCCAUUCGAGCAAUUUUGCUACUAUUGAUUUUAUAUCCUACCUACGCAAACACCAUAGUUCGUACCGUCCGUCGCUGUUUGGGGAAUUAGGAGGAGUACUAGGCAACAUCUUGCCCCAUUGAAAACUACGACUGCUAGCAUAAUGAAUGUGUUGCUGUCGCCGCAGCCUCCGUCCUUCUUCCCUCAUCAACACGAUCCUAACCGACGAUCUCCUACCCGUUCAAUGUCUCCAUUUCACAACACCAUGGCUAUGAAUCGAAAGCGAAAAGCCGAGGAUGAUGGCGACGAAAUGUCUGUUUCGCCCCUCAGUUCUCCUGCCAUUCAGUCACGACAGCUUGCUCCUAGGCCGUCCAAGAAGAUGCGAUCGAACGAGUUGGCAGGCCGCCCCUUAACACUGCCCCGCUUACUCGAAACUCUUGACGCCACCCAACUACGAGCUGUUCUACAAACUAUUUGCGAGCGCCAACCCGAGAUCGGUGAAGAGGUGGUAAAGAGUGCUCCAAGACCGACUGUGGAGUGCGCCUUGCAAGUAUUGAAGGAAUAUCAAGACAAGUUACGAGAUGCAUUCCCGUACGGCGCUUCUAGCUCCGACUACACAUACUACCGAGUCCGACAGCCAUUACUCGCACUCAUUGACGCCCUUGUCGAUUUUACACCCCAAUAUCUUCCUCCCAUGGAAAUGAGCGCCAACGUUUCAUUGCAGUUUCUCGACGGUGCUACGAAACUAAUUCACAGUCUGCCUGAAUGGGAAAGUCAAAGCCACCGACACCACAAAGAAAACACCUACGACGAGAUAUCUAGGGCCUGGGCACUGGUGAUCAAUGAAGCUUCUAAGAAGGGGGCCGGCUUCCAGCUGCAUUCGGGAGGUUGGGAUCAAAUCCUGGCCAAGCAUAAUCAGCAAUCUGGCGGUAGGCUAGGAGCCGCCAUCUCUUCCAUGACCACGAGUCUCGGCUGGGUUGGUGGUGGACAGAGCAGCGGAGCUCCGAGUGCACCCAAUAACCAAGGUUCAAUUCUUGAUCAGCUGAUGGCUGGCAAUUAUGGUUCGCCUGUUCGAGUUGGUCCGUGGUAGAGCUCUGAUGCCAAUCCAGGGGAUGCUAUGGAUCUAGACCAACCUGGAGAAGAGAGCACUGAGAAUAAUGAGCAAAACGACAUUGAGUAGCAUCCAUGAAUGCGGCAAACCAACAAGCAAUCAUCUAGCAUACGUGUGGCGGAUUAAGGCAAAAAAAAAAAGGCAUGCAUUGGCA